GCGAACUCAAAUUCGACAAGUACAAACAGGUAAUGUAAUAGCUUAUCUUCCAACCUCUGUGCAGACCACUCGGCCGUCACACGCUUUAAGUGCUCCACACAUUCCAGCGACUCCUGUCACACAUAGAACUGUGCACUCUGCCUCACAUGCUCCAUCCCUCCCUCGACUCAUGAGACACCACUCCCAGGAGCUCUUUGAUAUUCGCACAGACACAAAAUGUAUGCCACGCCGGCGCACCCGAAGUGCUAGUCCUUCUACAGCCCGAGCAAAUCAACGGCGCGAUCCAGAUUGACCAUCCGACUCUCUAUGUCCCAAAUCUGCCGCUGGUGGCCAGAUCCUGACAGAUGAUUUGUGGGACCCAUGGCCGGACGGAGAUUUUGAAAGAUUAUUCACGUGGGAGGAGGGUAACAAAAACUGAUAAUCUCAGGGAACAUUGGGCUUGCCAGCCGGGAGGAGGAGACAAGAGGGGGUCAGAGUCGGCACUGACAUGGUCACGAGGCAAAAAGACGAGACGUGUCUGCCUGGGUGUCAUUACUUGUGACGAUCCUACCUGUGAUGUGGUUACGCGCCCACAGACACGCAGGGCUGGCAUCAUGGGGCAAUUGAAUGCAUCGUACCUUUGUGGCGGGCAGCUCACACACGUCGACUGUGGUGUCAUGUCAGUGCUGUAUUCAUUCAAAGGGGCGUCUACUACAUUCACAAGGGCGUUCACUACCACCCAAAGCAAACCCACAUCUUGCAUCUAUCCCGUGUUUACCGCCCCUCCAGGGGUACACAUGGUCAACGUUCCCAUCUUCCAAUUAAUAUCCAGAAUGUUAUCUAACCAGUGCCCAGUCUUAAUAUCAAGAUCACAAUAACACUCAUUCAGAUUGAUAAUCCUCUCUCUGCACAGACCUGGCCUGCAUCAGAUUCAAAUCCUCAUGCAAGUAUCACAUACAUAUGUUCCAUU
Molecule: messenger RNA, 949 nt
Organism: Suillus subalutaceus
Lineage: Eukaryota; Fungi; Basidiomycota; Agaricomycetes; Boletales; Suillaceae
Exons: 2
Coding region: 345-857 (170 amino acids)
Source: RefSeq, a predicted model, not a curated record